Molecule: messenger RNA, 138 nt
Organism: Cetraspora pellucida
Lineage: Eukaryota; Fungi; Glomeromycota; Glomeromycetes; Diversisporales; Gigasporaceae
Source: the annotation of a GenBank genome assembly
AAAAAUGAUGAAAAAGCUGCACUUGAAGAUUAUAAAGAGGUCAUACUUGAAAAAAAUGAAGAGGCUACACUUAAAGAAAAUGAAGAGGCCAUGCUUGAAGAAAAUGAAGAGGCCAUGCUUAAAUUUUAUAUGUCUUAA